Messenger RNA from Sander lucioperca (pikeperch), 2648 nucleotides. RefSeq names its product telomeric repeat binding factor 2, interacting protein (gene terf2ip). Bases 99 to 2225 code for a protein of 708 amino acids. The transcript has 9 exons. Lineage: Eukaryota; Metazoa; Chordata; Actinopteri; Perciformes; Percidae. Gene Ontology annotation, cellular component: shelterin complex. The record is from RefSeq and is a predicted model, not a curated record. Gene Ontology annotation, molecular function: telomeric repeat DNA binding. Gene Ontology annotation, biological process: regulation of DNA-templated transcription; telomere maintenance via telomere lengthening.
UUGUCGCGGCGGGAAAGCUCACCGAGGAGGUAAACAAACUAAUACAUUAACUACAUGGUACGUUUUAAGUUCUAUGUCUACUGUGAGACAUUUUGACCAUGGCGUCCAAACAGCAGGAUGUGGCCAAAUCUAACAUCUCCCCAGUUCUGUUCUUGACUGUGGACGGUGAACCCAUGUCUUUCUUCUUGCGACCGGGUCCUGUUAAACUCAAGCUCCAGCCGCUCAUCACAGCUGGAGGGGGGUUGUUGUGCAAUGUGCAGCAGCCAGGGGCAAUCCUGCUGAUUGACCCAGAGGAAAGAUGCUCUAUUCCUGAAACUACUGCUCACUGGUACGUGUCCACGCAGUACAUUCACGACUGUAUCGAGAAGGAUGAACAGCUGAAUUUAGAGGACUACAGGUUAAAUCCGGAAGUGGUCCCGAGACUGUCUUCUAGACUUAACAAAAACAAAGAGACCUCUCCUGGACUCGUAAGAGGCAGGCUUGCUUACACCGCUGAAGAUGACGCUGCUAUUUUGAGUUAUGUCAGCAAGCACAAGACAGAGAUUGGAGGGAACCGGCUUUGGCAAGAGAUGGAGAAGAAGCAGGUGACCGGUCACAGCUGGCAGUCAAUGAAAACUCACUAUAAAGUGCUACUGGCAAAAAAACAGUCAGAGGUUGUGGAGGUGGCAACAACAGAGGAAGACACCAAGACAGUAGAGGGAGAGACUAAGGUAGAAGAAAAUCAAGAGACAGAUGUUCAAAAACCGCCCAGUGCAGAAGAUGCUGCUUCUCCUCAGACACAUUCAGCAGCAACAGACCUAACACAGAUAGAUGACCUGCCGAUACCAUCUGAAAGCACACAACCAAAAAUUGGAGACGCUCAAACACCCAUCUCUCCCCAAGAAAAAGUGCAACAUGUGAACCCACAGACAGAUGAACAACCAGCUGAAAGCACUCAAGUAGAGACUGUAGAAGCUGAAACAUCUAACUCCCCCCAACCUGAGGGACCUUGUUUGGACCCACAGACAGACGCUCACCCCAUUCCAGCUGAGAGCACAGAACCAGAAACGGAUGAACUCAUCUCUCCACAAAAAGAAAGUGUGCCAGAGGACUCUCCUCCAGCUCAGCCCGAGUCCCUGCCCGAGACCUCUUCCCAGAAAAAGCCUAAAGCCCGGCAAAAGGCCUCCCCCAAGCCGGAACAACCGCAGCGUCGAUUAACACGCAGGCAACUUGUGCUCGAGGAGCUGUCAUCCCCUGAACCUUAUGGCAAAAAACUCAGGUCGUCAACAACUUCUCCAGGGCAACCGUCAUCAUCCCCCCAGCCCUCAAAGAAAACUAAAUCAGCCAUUAAGUCCGCUCUUCAAAAUGAUACAACCGUAGAGCAGCCGCCUUCUAAGAGAGCCAGAGGAAAGAGCGUGACAGCAGUGGCAGAGAGUCAAGAGGAGCAGAGCGGACAAGCUGCUGUCUCUGAAACGGCACAAGCAGAUACAGAGUCUAAUUCAGUGCCACAGAAAGGAGAGAAGAAAAAAGAAAAGAGAAAGUUGGGGAUUCUAGAGUUGGCUUCAAAGGAGUUUGAAGAUGAAAGUGAGUCUGGUGAGGACGAAACUCCAGAUCUCCAAAACCCAACUGAAACAGCGACAAAACAACUCACAUCGACAGAACCGCCACUCCCCACUUCAGACACAGCUGCAGACGCUGCUUCCACACAGUCCAACCCUGAACACGGACUCCGCCUCCAAGAGAACACGCAAGAGACCCAGGCCUCCAGUGGCAACUGCCUACCAAAGACAGGCGGCCCUGAACCUGCAGCCACCGAGGCUGUCAAUGCAACCUCCAAGGCCCACCUGUUCAUAUUCGACAGUGAAUCUCAGGAGGACGACUCUCAGUCCAUUGUUGGUGAUAAUCCGGUAGCUCCAUCCAAACCACAGCCAACAGUGAACAGAGACGCUGCACUUUCACUGACACAGGUCCACUUGGAAGAAGACAAGCAGCGAAUCAAAGAGCUGAUGAACCAGACAAACCAGGACUUGAUUAGUGUGACCAAAGCCCUGUUGAAGACCAGCGGAGACUUCUCUGCUGCUCUGGAUCAGCUUUUGAAUCGCUGUUCCAUUUCACGGCCACUUUGGAAUCGCUGUGACGAUAGUCUUUUGCUCUCAGCUGAUCCCGUGGUCCGACAGCAGCUGCAGGAGAAAUACAGCGAGGAGGAUGUGGCCAAAAGAAUCGUGUUCCUCGAGGUAGAGGGAUGAAAAUAAAAGACACGUCAGUACAGAUAGAAAGGAGGAAAAUAGCAGAUCUGGACAUACGCAGUACACUCAUCUAUUGUACUGCCUAACUAGAGCUAGUUAGCUGGUAUUCGAUUAUUUCAACAUGAAAACCAAACAUUUUGUGUCUCCUUCAUUGCUGCUCAUCCUGACUAACUGAAGAAUUAAAUUCAGAAACAUUAAACUAGCCAGGUUAACUAUUAAAUGUUUUUAGGUAUAUUAUGUAGAGCCUAUUAUUUGUGCCAUGCUCUAUAUCUUUGUACAGGGACAGAAUCUUUUAAUGUCUUUUAGCAUGAAAACACUAUUUUAUGUUUUUUAAUUUUUGUUUUCAUUAAAUUGCAUAACGUUUUAUACCAUUUAAAAACACCUGUUUUUACAUUACGAAAUAAACCUCCUGUUUUAUAUGCA